AUGAUCAUACCGGACAUGGGCACAGUUGAGAUCAACAUGACGGACAAAGGCACCACUGUGCACUCUGAUAUCGGCCCAAAGACAAACUUCUUAGCAAAGUUUCGAGAUCCAAAGACACGAACAUUUACCAAGAUCUCUGCCAGGGACUUCCUCGACUGCUGGCAGCACUACGAUCUGGACGGAAACGGUUACCUUGAGGGUGAAGAGCUAGACUCCUUUCUGCGUGAAUUCGUAACUAGUGUGAUUCCCGACCAGCUAGGAAGUGAACUCGUGUCGGAGACGAUGUUUGAGAGUCUCAAGUCCGAGUUCAUGGACGCAUACGACGUGGACGGUGAUGGUAGAAUCAACAUCUCGGAGAUGGUCGAGGUAUUGCCGUCGGAUGAGAGCUUUGUCGCCAUCUUUUGUAACGAGGUUCCUCUCUCUUCUAGUGUAGAAUUUAUCCGCAUCUGGCAUAAGUUCGAUGCAAACAACGACGGCUACAUUGGAGCAGAUGAAUUAGUCAACUUCCUUAAUCACCUCUUUUCGGGAAGCAAAAAGGAUGUGUCUCCGGAAAAGGUGCAACAGUAUGCAGACACCAUUAUUGAGUUGUUUGACAAAAAUAAGGAUCGUCGUCUACAACUCAGUGAAAUGUCUAGGUUACUUCGAGUGAAAGAGAACUUCCUUGCAAAGCCGUUAAUGAAGAACUCUAGACUUCUGUGUUCCCGGGAAUUGCAGAACAUCUUUAAAAACUAUGAUCGAGACGGCAAUGGUUGGUUGGACGAGGAUGAGCUGGAUGGCUUGUUGAAGGAUUUUCUGGAAGCUAGCGGUCAAGACUGUGAACAGGAGACCUUGAUAACAAUGCGAAAGAGACUUUUGGACACGCUUGAUGAAGAUGGGGAUGGGAAAAUAGGAAUAGAGGAACUCCGUACCUUGCUCAUACAUGGCAUGCGCAUGUCCGUGGAAGCCGAGGAGAAGGAAGAAGAGAUUGAAAAUGAGGAUGUCUAA
Molecule: messenger RNA, 984 nt
Organism: Spirometra erinaceieuropaei
Lineage: Eukaryota; Metazoa; Platyhelminthes; Cestoda; Diphyllobothriidea; Diphyllobothriidae
Source: the annotation of a GenBank genome assembly